Lates calcarifer (barramundi perch) is the source of this 2038-nucleotide messenger RNA. It is a transcript of the gene rbm12ba, whose product is annotated as RNA binding motif protein 12Ba. Gene Ontology annotation, biological process: regulation of RNA splicing. The transcript is spliced from 2 exons. NCBI's taxonomy places the organism in Eukaryota, Metazoa, Chordata, Actinopteri, Centropomidae. The record is from RefSeq and is a predicted model, not a curated record. Gene Ontology annotation, molecular function: RNA binding. Bases 79 to 1821 code for a protein of 580 amino acids. Gene Ontology annotation, cellular component: ribonucleoprotein complex; nucleoplasm.
AAGCACAGUAAUAUAAUUCUCAAGGGAGCGUGGAUCACUUGUGAUGAGAUCAAACACCACCUGGCUUGGUAUGACAAAAUGCCAAUAAUCCUGCGAUUGGAAGGCCUUGAUGUGAAGGCAGGUACUGAGGAUAUAAGGAAAUUCUUUGAAUGUCUUCACAUACCGGAUGGUGGAGUGUACAUAGUGGGAGGAAGUCUGAGAGAGGCUUUUAUUGCAUUUACCACUGAAAGAGAUGCCCAGCUUGCCAUGCGGUACACUGGAAAUUUCCUGAAAAGGUCUCAGGUGACUCUGCACAUAAGCAGCAUGUCAGAGUUGGAGCACAAAUUAGAGUCAUUGAUAAAGAGGAAGAAACAUUACCCCUCUAAGCUGACUGUCAAGAGUCCCCCGACAUCUCCUAAUGCAAAUCUGCCGUCUGUGAAUGCUUUGCCUCGUGAUCACAACAAUGCAAAUCCACCACCUUCUACAUCACAGCCACUUGAUCACACCACUGCAAAUGUGCCACAUCCUCUGCAUUCCAGUAUUGCAAAUCUACAAACUUCAGCUGUGUCCUCACUUGAUUCCAGUGCUGCCUUUCUUCUUGGGGUGUGUACUGUUCUUCAAGGACUCCAAUCAUCCCAUCAAAGAGAGUACAAAGAGUCAGUGCCAAGAGUUGGUUCCCCCAAGGCUGACAGCACAGUUGUGGCAUCUGAUGUAGUGAGGACACCAGAGCUAACUCUAAACUCAAGGCCUGGCUAUGUCAGGGUCUUUGGUCUGCCAGCCUCAGCUACAAAAGACGACAUCUGCCAUUUUUUCAGUGGGUUGGCAGUAGAGGAAGCCAUAGUGAAUGUGAAAUUGGGACUUGGCAUGCAUGUCUGCCUUGUGAAGUUUGCAAACACAAAGGAUGCAUGUGAUGCUCUUCAUUUCAACCAACGGCAGCUGGGCUCCUUCUGUGUGGAGGUGCGUGGAGCCUCGGAGAAGAUGUGGACCAGUGCGCUUCAAGACUGUGAAAAUGCUCUUGAUGAUGAGGAGAUAAUGAGACCUAACCAAAACCCUCUUAGGGAAGCUGCAGACCACCAACAAAAAUCUGUUUAUGCGCUACAGAUGAAGAGGCAAUCUGUCAAACAGCUGCAACAUAAAUCACCAAAAAAGCCAAGACCAGACCGUGACUCUCAAACAACCUUAUCACCAGGUACAGAGUACAUUGUCAUGGUCAGUAAUCUACUCAAAAAGAUGACCAAGACUGAGAUAAAAGAAUUAUUUGGAUGUCCAAACAUUGCACACAAAAAUGUACUCCAUCUGCUUGACAAGGAAGGCAACAGAACAGACACAGCUUUUCUUAUUUUUAACUGCACUGAGGAUUAUGACUAUGCAAUGAAUCUCACUGGAUGCCAUGUGGGCUCUAACGCCAUUAAGGUAUCAUCAGUGACUAGGGAGAAGAUGAGGGACAUGAUGGCCAAAACCCAUCCCAGGAAUGUUGAGCAUUGUCUGAAGAUGGACACAAUGAAGAAAGGUCCAGGUCCAGUCGGGACACCAAAAGACACAUUUAGCAUGAACCCGGACCAAGCUGCUCAGACCUGCCUGUUUGUUAGAAACUUGCCUGCAGAUGUGCAGAAAAGUCAAAUAAAAACCCUUUUCAGCAAAUACAAGCUGCGGAAGGAUAAUAUCACCUUAUUGCAUGACAGUGAUGGGAAGGGUAUUGGUGAGGCUGUGGUACAGUUUAAGUCUCAGAAGCUUGCUGCUCUGGCUCAUGGGCUCCACGGUCAGGACUUCCUGGGGACACAAGUGCUUCUUACCUGCAUAAGUGUGAAGCAGAUGCAGGACAUCUUUGGAAGACAUUUUUAAAGAAGUCAGACGUUAAGGCUCCAGUGCAGCAACUGUGGCCAAGGACUGAUCAUGAGAUCUUCAUUUGCCUUCAAGAAGUCUUGUCUUCUGCUAACUGACUGCAUCAACCCACUGACUCAUUCAUGUAAUGUUACUUAGUAACUGUACAACUGUUAAGCACCUCUUGGCAUUAUCUCUGUGAAUAUUCUAUAUAUUUUAAAAUAAAAUCUUGUUUUAA